CUUCCUUUCCCCUUUAAGGAGAUUUUCAGAGUUUUUCCCCCUUUGCCCUAACUGCACAAAGCCUGUGUGGCAAUUCAUGCUGGUACUGGUGUUGCUUUCUUUAAGCAAACGAAAUGCCAUGUUGAGAGUCUCUUGCUGAAUAUUUGUUGGCAAUCCAAUUUUCCUAGAGUUGUUUUCUCUUAGGGUCUUUAUGAUGUGUUUCUCUCUCUCUCUCUCUCUUUAUGCAAACUAUAGUCAAUGCAAUUUUGUUAUAGGAGUUCUUCUCAAAUCACUUGCUUGGUUUGCCAUCCCUUCAGGAGAGAAUUGGAUGCAACUCUUCCAGCCUUGCUGUUGCUCAAAUCUCAGUUAAGUGGAUUGUCAAGUUGGCUUGGAAAAAAAAAUAAAAGCAACCCAGCAAAUGAAGAUGUUUCACGUUGUUCUGUACCGGCCUUUAGGACUAACAGCCCAAAACUGUCUUUCUAGCAUGUGUUUAAAACCGAUGGUUUCAAGACCUGUUGCAUUUGCACAGCUAUGGAAGUCAUGGUUCUCAAGCCAUUCUCUUGUUGGAAACAAAAAUAUUAUCCUGAUGGGACCUCCGGGUGCUGGGAAAACAACGGUUGGGAGAAUAGUAGGUCAGAAACUAGAUUGCCCUGUCAUAGACAUAGAUGACGAUGUCCUUGAAAAAACCUGGAACAUGACUGUGUCGGAAAAACUGCAGGAUGUUGGUAAUGAGCAGUUUUUAGAGGAGGAAGGAAAAGCCCUGUUGGAGUUUACAGCAUCUGGAAGUGUCAUUUCCCUUACUGGGUCCAAUCCAAUGCAUGCUGCUGGCAUGCAGCAUAUGAAGAAAAAUGGAAUAGUUGUGUAUCUGGAUGUGCCCACGGCAGUCAUUAUGAGCAGGCUGAAGUCAAUGAAGGUGGAUCGCAUCGUGGGCCAGUCUCCUGGUAUUUCUCUCAAGGACAUACUUCAGUUCAGGAAGCAGUUCUACAAAAGGUGGUAUGACAUCCGUGUGCUUUAUGGAGGCGAUGUUGCACCAGAGGCUGUAGCUGAAAAGGUACUUGAUGCAGUGAAGAGAUACCAAAACUCAGAACUGGAAACUUUCAUUUCAACUAGGUCUAGUAGGUCUGGAAGGAGUAUAGAGAAAGACUCUCAUAAAUAUUUCAGCGAUGUUGUUAUUGAGGGUUUAGCACCCGACGGAGGACUUUUUGUUCCUGAGAGAGGACUUCCGAAGUUCACUGCUGGAGAAUGGCAAAGCCUAAUAGACACAACUUACAUUGAAAGAGCCCAGGUGAUACUAGAAAGAUGCAUUCAUCCUGCUGAUAUUCCUGCUUCUAAGCUGGCAGAAAUUAUUGGAACUGCUUAUGGAGAAAACUUCACUUGUUCUAAAAUUGCCCCUGUUAGGCAUCUGGCAGGCAAUCAGUUUCUCCUUGAGUUAUUUCAUGGACCAACAGCAUCAUUUAAAGAUUUUGCUUUACAGUUAGUGCCACAUAUAUUUGCAUACUGCAUUCCCAGAAGCUGCAAUUAUUUGGUUCUGGUAGCUACUUCUGGUGACACAGGGAGUGCUGUCCUAGAUGGCUUUAGUCGUCUCCAUGACACUGACAAACAGAGAAUUGCUGUGAUGAAUUUUUUUCCUGAGGAUGGAGUAAGCCCGAUUCAAAAAUCACAGAUGAUUGGCUGUCAGAAAGAAAAUGCCUGGUCAGUGGGUGUCAAAUCUGAUUUUGAUUUUUGCCAGACAGCUAUAAAGCAAAUCUUUACUAAUUCUGAUUACACUGGCUUUCUUACAGUAGAAUAUGGAACAGCUUUAGCUGCGGCAAACUCCAUAAACUGGUCACGAUUGCUUCCUCAGAUAGUCUAUCAUGCCUCUGCAUACCUUGAUCUUGUUCAUCAAGGUAUUAUUCCUUUUGGAAGCCCUGUAGAUGUUUGCAUUCCGACAGGAAACUUUGGCAACAUAUUAGCUGCUUUGUAUGCUAAAAGGAUGGGAAUUCCUAUUAGAAAGUGUAUUUGUGCUUCCAAUGAAAACAACGUUUUGACUGACUUCAUAAGAACGGGUGCUUAUGAUUUGAGGGGAAGAAAAUUAAUUCCCACUUUUUCACCAGCAGUAGAUAUUUUGAAGUCCUCCAAUCUUGAGCGGUACUUGCACCUGAUUGCUAAUGAGGAUGGACAACUGGUGACACAGUUGUAUAACCAGCUGGAAAAUCAGGGCCACUUCCAGCUGCGGAAAGAUCUACUUGAAAAGCUUCAGCAGGACUUGGUGGCUGGAUGGUGCUCUGAGGAGGACUGUCUCGCUGCCAUUCACUCUGUGUACAGCACUACAGGAUAUAUUUUGGAUACACACACAGCUGUUGCUAAAGUAGUUGCAGAUCGAUUACAAGAUAGAACUUGCCCAAUUAUUAUUUCAUCUACAGCUCAUUAUUCUAAGUUUGCACCUGCUAUCUUGAGGGCCUUGAGGAUUGCAGAAAUAAAACAGAAUCCAUUAAGUCAGCUUCACUUGCUGAGUUCUUACAGCCCUCUGCCUCCAGUCCACUGGGGCCUAUUAGAGACUCUGAAGAAGAAAGGGAAUGAUGAUCACCAGGUCUGUGCUGCUGAUAUGAGUAUGCUGAUGUCCCGUAUAGAAACCUUAAUUCAAAGUCAUUUUAUGAAAGUUUUCUGAGCAACUGAUCAGAGGUCCACUGUGUCAGUUGUGAUGCCUUCUUAACAGGCUGCAUAUCUUAGGAAAGUCAUGAUUCAUCCAGCCUGUCUCCAGUUCACAGCAUAACAUCUGCAGUUUUAUACUCAAUUAGCAAGUUUUCAACAGCAAACAAGUAACGCCUGUGAGAUUUCUAGUAGUGGUGAAAGGUUGUGAAUUGAGAGUAUAAAAGACUGGAAUACUUUUUUGCAGGUCAUGCAUAGUAGAGAUGGCAGUAGUGCCAUCUUUCCUUGGCAGUGCUGUGUCCUUCAUAAGCCUGAAGCAUUCUUUGUGGAAGGAGGAAGAUAAUGAAUUCUGACCUUUCUGAAACCAUUAGCACUCGUUUUGUUGCAAGAAUGAUGUGAUCAUUUGGUCAGUGGGUGAUUAGUUAAACUUUAACUCUCUGCACUUAGGUCACAGAAACAUAAUGAGAUACUGUAAUGGUGUUAGGAUGUUACUAAUGAGGGUUAAUUUCACUACAAAGAUUCAAGUAUACUUGUAUUGUUUAGCCUUGAACCAUUCAAUUUGGUGGUAUGUUAUCUUCUUGUAUGAUGUUUUUUAUGUAUUGUGAGGCCAGCAUUUUUGUAAAAAAAAUCUGGUUAUUUUUCAGACUUUUUUUUCUCCUAGAUAUUUCUCUGUAUAAAAUAGAAUCCUUAAUUCGAUAUUUUUAAUAAUUUUUGAAAUGUAACUCUUCCUCCAGUGUGUUGUAGUCUCUUUCCUAGAUCUUUUCUAUUCAAACUUUAACUUUAGAAUCCUUUUUUAGUGCUAUAGGAGAAUAUGGUAGUAGUAGCAGCAGUCUCCUCAAACACAAUCCAGACCACCAUUUAUUUACAUUAACUUCUUGCAUUCAAAGUUUUUAGAAUAUAAGGUUUAUCUUAGAGGUCAUAUAGCUUUCUCGUUCUAGUUACUUCUGUUUUCCUGGUUUUCUGAAAUUCAUUUCCUUGACAUUCUAUUCUGUUCCUACUUUGCAUGAAUUAGUAUAAGAAAGAAGCUUCCCAAAGUGCUUGGCAUCUCAUCAAGGAAAGUGAAAAAUGAAUUCUAGUGUCUGGAAAGUGUGAUAGCAUCAGAGGUAUUCAUUAUUUAACCUAAAAUAGAUCUGUUUUAGCAAUCUGGAUUUGCUAAUGACAGGCUCUUUAUUGGUUUUUUGCAUCAGAAGAAAAUAGAGCAGGUUGCCCUAGGAGAUCAUGUGGUUAUGGACAAACUUAUUCUGCUAAUUGUAGGUUAUAUUUGGCAAGGGAGUAAAAUAUAACCAUUUCACACUAAGAGAAAUAGCAUGUAGUUACCUGUAAAGAGCUAAGAGUCUCUCUAAGAGAUAUGAGGACCUAUAGCUAUGGGACGUUGUAGUUCCCAACAAGAUUCAAAUAGGGAAGGUGUUGGCAAGAGAGGCUGUAAUUGUUAACACUUUUUCCCUUCGAAAGGCAGCAUCUCCCAGAAGGACUCAUUCAGAGCUCUGAACUGUUGCCGUAUCCCCCAGCUUCCUCUGGGUACCUGCUUGUACAUUUUGCCACAGUAAAGGUGAAGAAGACACCAUGUAGCAAACUAUUUUAAAAAAUUGUCUUUUCUUUCACUGUAAGGUAAAGGGCCCAAGCAUGAGGUGCAUUUGCCAUAGUGAAUACAUUAUACAAUAGAAUUAAACAUAGCUGAUUACAAAGGUGCAACACAAUAGCUCUCUAGAUUCUGCCAUUCUUUGAUGCCUUUUUAGGACCUUUCUAGUUCUUUUCUCUGCUCAAUCCUCAUUCACUAUUUCUGCAGUAACUUUGGAAAAUAACUUUUUAUUUUUAUUUUCACAACGUCAUAGAACAGCCCAGGUUGGAAGGGACAUCACAACAUCAUCUGGUCCAGCUUUUCAUGUGAAAGGGAGCGUAGAUGAGAUUAUCUAGCACCCUGCCCCGUCACGCUUUAAAAACCUCCAGUGAUGGGGACUCUACCACAUCCCUGGAAAGGUUAUUCCAGUCACUUGAGUGUUUUCACUGUGAAAAAUUUCUUUAUUAUGUCCAGAUGAAACUUGUUGUCCAAUUUGUACCCAUUUACCCUUGUCAUCUCCCUGUGCUCCUUGUAAAGAGAGAGCCUCCAUCCUCUUUCUAGCUACCCCCUAAGUACUAGAGAACUGUGAUGAGGUACCUUCUGAGUCUCCUCUAGGGUGAAAAGGCCUAACUCAUUCAGUCUCUCCUCAUAAGGCAGAGAAAUUUUUGUCAUUUUCCACACACAACAUGAGAAAGACUAUAAAUAUGUAAUUUAAAAAAAUAAUCCAAGUUCUUUAAGAAAAAGUGGCAUAAGCAUAUUGCUGAAAGAGAAGCAUUACUUGUGUAGGUGGUAAGUGCACAUCCACCUUGUAUUUCUGUAUGUUUCAGUCUGAUUCUUGCAGUAGUUCCAGGUGGAAAAAAAUAUAAUGCUUUCUCUGGAUAUGCUCAGUAAAAACCCGGAAUUCUAAAUCUUAAAAAAACAAACAAACAAGCAAAACCCCAACUGAUCAACCAACUCCAUAGAAACCAAACUGCCUGGAUUGAAUUACUGGAAUGGGAAUCAGUUUCAUGAGGACUCUGUGGAAAUCCUGCAGUACCUGGUUCUGUGGGGCUUAAUGCCAUUUGACAUUAGGGCAAUUUGUCACACGCUGUUACUUUAUAGAAAUGUCUACAAAGAGGAGCUCGUUUUCACAGAAAGUACCUAAACCAAAAGAUGAGAUUCUAAACAAGAUUAGGCUAGAAGCCAGCGUCCUAUCUUGAGUUAGCCAAUUAUUAGAUAAACAGUCAGAACUAAACUAACAGAGAAUUUAUUUUGACAUGACUCAAUCUAUAUUUCAAAGUUCAUGGCAGUAAUUCAAGCUUGGUUUGAAGGAGGAACUAUUAGUAAAAUUUCUAGUUGUUAUUUUCAGUUGGUAUGAAUUGAGUAAGUAAAAAAUUUACCAGACCUAUGGGCUUUCAGUGUGGACUUAAGGUGUAUAAAGGUAGUGGUUAAAGAGCAUGUAUGGUGUUAGUACAUUUCUCGGAAUGUCUAAAGCUUGUAUACAAUACAGUAUUUACUUGUUUUUAAAAAUAAUUCGUUUUUGGACUUUCUCAUAAUAACUUCAGUGAACUCUUUUUGUGCACCACAUCUGCUUAUGGAUUCUAGUAAUGGGCACUAUAAAAUGCCUGCAGUAGUGGUGUGAUCCUGGAUGUACACAGUGUUUGUGACCAAGUGCAGAUGCUGUGUUGUGGUAGCUGUAACGUGUGAUCUUCUGGCUUGCCUUGUCCUGCUGGGCCUGGAGGAGUAGAGGACAAAAAAUUUCCAGUGUAAUUGCUGUAGCUGGCUACGGGAGGGAAAGAGUCCUCCUGCCUUCCCAGCCCAGCUCUUCUAAAUGUCAGACAGCAAAAUACUGUGGUUCAGCAAACAUUGUGCUACUGUUAUUGCACUUUUUUUCCUCCGCUAUCAGUAUUAUGAAAGAUUCAAAGGGCAUUAAUGAUCAAGAGUGGACACAAGUGCUGCUUUUCUUUUGCAGACGUGCACUCUGAAUGUUGUCACGCCGUAUUUUCUAUCAACUUCUCAAAGCAAAACCAGUGUGCUAAUGAUGCACAAAAGCAAAUCUACAUUGUGAUGGUUAGCAGGAUUCUUUAAGUCAUUUAAGCUUGGUGUAUACACAAUUUGCUCCUAUUUAUCUAAAGAUAGGAUGUUGCAGUCUAAAUAAAUAUAAGCUGGGUUUACAGAGAGUGUGAGUGUGCAUAUAUACACAUUUCCACUGGCUUUGUUGACCUGGAGUAAUAGCAUAGCUUUAGUUAAGCUAUUCUUCUGUAUGGGUAAAUCUUUGCUGAACACUGAUACAACACGAAAAAUCUUAAGGACAAAUGUUACAAAUGUAAGGACAAAUGUACUGUCUAUAUUUACACUUCUUAUUAUAAGAAUAUUUAUAUGGAAAAUACUUUGUUUUGCUUGCAGAUUUACCAGCUGCUCCUUACUUGCCUUUAGUCACAGUCCUGCUUCUCAGGAUGACAGAGAGUCAUUUGAGGUAAAGGGUGAAUAGUGCAGGUAGGGAUGACUUCAGAAGAUAAUUCUGUUUUCUUAGUAUCUUAGGAUUUAGAAAGAGUUGCUAUUUGUGUUUUUGAGGUGAUGGAAUAUUUUAGCAGAUAAAGCUCUAAAAGGAAGAUUCUUGUUUUUCAAGAGGUCAACUUUGCUCUUCAAGGACAUCAAGAACACACAUUGUUAUUAAGUAUACCAUGUUUGGCAUGCCUGAAAUAUGCAUUAGCAAUUUGUAUCCACUAUAUUUUUUCUAAAUAAAUAAUGCUGGAUCCAUUCUGUAGCACUUUCUUUGCGAAUAUGUUCUUAAAUUCUUAUCAAAGUGAUAUAAAGA
Molecule: messenger RNA, 6962 nt
Organism: Calidris pugnax (ruff)
Lineage: Eukaryota; Metazoa; Chordata; Aves; Charadriiformes; Scolopacidae
Gene: THNSL1
Product: threonine synthase like 1
Exons: 2
Coding region: 398-2626 (742 amino acids)
Biological process (GO): amino acid metabolic process
Cellular component (GO): cytoplasm
Molecular function (GO): pyridoxal phosphate binding
Source: RefSeq, a predicted model, not a curated record